Marmota monax (woodchuck) is the source of this 2220-nucleotide messenger RNA. It is a transcript of the gene Tbc1d19, whose product is annotated as TBC1 domain family member 19. The transcript has 21 exons. The record is from RefSeq and is a predicted model, not a curated record. Bases 306 to 1886 code for a protein of 526 amino acids. Lineage: Eukaryota; Metazoa; Chordata; Mammalia; Rodentia; Sciuridae.
UCGGGAGGCCAGGGCUUCUAAUGUCGCCUUUCAACCACAGACGAGGCAAGAACAAUGAGGCGAAAGUUACAGCCUUUCCCUGGUCCUUUUCAGCCGGCGGAACGCAGGUGCUGGGGGCUUCAGGCGCGGAGGGGACCCGAGAGGCACGGACACACGGCCCGGCAGUUGCCUGGUAACGCCCGCUGGAGGAAUCCCAGCGUAAUUAGGUCCCAGAGAAGUAUCCCCGGCCCUGAGCGCGACCCGGUGGCGCGUUCUCUCGGUGCCCGUGGUCUGUCCCCGCGGCUUGGCGGGCGAGGGCAGGGGAAAUGUUGCAGGAAGAGUCGGAUCUGUCCCUCAUUAUUGCCCAGAUAGUCCAAAAGCUUAAGGGCUCCAAUCUGUACGCUCAGCUGGAACGGCAGGCCUGGGCCAGCCUUCAGAGACCUGAAAUUAAACUUGAAUCACUAAAAGAAGACAUUAAGGAAUACUUUAAAGUAUCAGGUUGGGAGAAGAAACUUCAGAAUGCUGUUUAUAGUGAACUGAACGUGUAUCCUUUACCUAGUCAUCCUGCUGCACCUCCUGAACAUCUCAAGGAACCUUUGGUAUACAUGAGGAAAGCUCAGGGAAGUUGGGAAAAAAGAAUUUUGAAGAGUUUAAAUAGUAUGUGCACUGAACUGAGUAUCCCAUUGGCACGAAAGAGACCAGUUGGAGAACAAAAAGAACUUCUCAAUAAAUGGAAUGAAAUGGGAACUGAUGAACCAGAUUUAAGCCUUUUCCGACCUGUAUAUGCACCUAAGGAUUUUCUUGAGGUAUUAAUUAAUCUUCGCAACCCAAAUUAUGAAAAUGGUGAUUCUCUUAGUUUCAGGACUCAUUUGGGUUUAAUCCAAGUUCCUCUGAAAGUAAAAGACAUUCCUGAAUUGAAAGAAUGCUUUGCAGAACUUGGCUUAAAUACAGGGCAGCUGGGUAUAGAUGAUUCUACACAAGUGCCUCCUGAACUUUUUGAAAAUGAACAUGUACGUAUUGGGCAAAAAGUUCUAGCAGAACAAGAUAGUGCUGCUGCUCAACAGUACAUCAGACAAGGCAGUCCCACAGCACUAAGAGCUGAAUUGUGGGCCCUCAUUUUGAAUAUUUCCAGUCAACCUGAGGACAUCUUGUAUUAUGAGCAACUUAAGAUGAAUGUGAUACAACAUGACCUUUUGGUGGACAGUCUAAUAUAUAAAGAUGUAAAGUUGACAGCAAGCAAUGAUGAUUAUUAUUUUGUAUUUGAAGAUUAUUUAUAUCAGGUAUUACUUUGUUUUUCCCGGGAUACGUCAGUAUUGGGUCACUUUGCAUACAACAGUGCUUCACCACCAAAAUCAUACAUAAGAGGAAAACUAGGAUUAGAAGAAUAUGCCGUCUUUUAUCCACCAAAUGGUGUCAUCCCUUUUCAUGGAUUUUCCAUGUAUGUUGCACCACUUUGUUUUCUAUAUCAUGAACCUUACAAAUUGUAUCAGAUAUUCCGUGAGAUGUAUGUACGUUUUUUCUUCAGACUCCAUUCCAUCUCUUCUCAUCCUUCUGGUAUUGUGUCACUCUGUUUGCUGUUUGAGACCCUUCUUCAAACAUAUCUCCCUCAACUCUUUUAUCAUCUACGUGAAAUUGGGGCUCAACCACUUCGCAUAUCAUUUAAAUGGAUGGUUCGAGCUUUCUCUGGAUACUUAGCUACAGACCAGCUUUUGCUUUUGUGGGAUAGAAUCCUAGGAUAUAACUCUCUGGAAAUUCUUGCUGUCCUGGCAGCUGCUGUGUUUGCUUUCCGAGCAGUGAACCUGAUGGAGGUGACAUCACUGGCUGCAGCUGAAGCAGUCCUUGCUGACCUUUCUACUUUAAAAGUUAUGCCACUUCUUCAAAUUUUCCUGUUUGCUACUGUCACCUGAUUUCUUCAAGGUCAUUGACAAGACAUCUAGUUUUUCAUUAGAAACUAAUCAUGAACUAUGCAAACUCUGCAUAAAACCAAAAUUAAAUUUUGCAUAUAAGCCAAUAAAGAUCAUGUUCCCUCCUGUUAAAGCUAAGUCAUUUUUCACUUUUUGAAACAAUAAUUCUGCACACCAAAUAUUGCAUUGCAUGCUGCUGAUUUUCAAGAGAGAAGCAAUAAACAUAACUUAUGCUACAUUGAGCUUACUAUAUCUAUAAUCCUGACUUGUUAAAGGCUUGUAAAAAUAUAUGCAAUAAGAACUAAAGAUGCUGUAAUAAACUUCAAGAGGUCAUGUA